GCCCUCAGAGGAAGUCAGUCUUAAAGUGACAGUCUCAAGACGCUCCUCUAAAAACCAACAGAAAAGCCUGAACAGUGGAAACACACAGGAGAGGAGAUAAAAUCUGUUGAGGACAUUCAAAGUCACCUACGGGAUUCUAAACUGCUCUUCAACCCCAAACGCAGUCAAUGACCCCAAACGCUCAACUGAUAUCCCCCUGAGAUGCUCUGUAAAGAGGAAGAGCCAGACUGUGUGAAAAACACCAACAUCUGAGGUUUCCUGGAAGCAAAAACAUACUCAAUCUAACUAUGGUUGAAGAAGCAACAGUAGUGCACAGUAACCAGCCCUUCCACUGCCUGGCCCCUCAGGAUCUGGUGGCCAAAAUACUGCCCCCUGUCCUGAUUACAGAGCUCCUAGUGGGCUUGCCAGGCAACGUAAUGGCCCUGUGGAUCUUCACCUGCCGUCUGAAGACUUGGAGGGCCAACACCCUGUUCCUCUUUAACUUGGUCCUGGCUGACUUCCUACUGCUCAUCUCCCUGCCCUUCCGCAUUGACAACCUGUUCCGUGGGGAACACUGGGUGUUUGGCGAAGCCUGGUGUCGGAGCAACCUCUUCAUGCUCGCUGUCAACCGCUCGGCCAGCAUCGCCUUCAUGACUACCGUGGCCUUCGACCGCUACUUCAAGGUGGUCCACCCACACCACCGUGUCAACCACAUGACAUCUACCCAGGCAGGAUGGGUGGCGGGGGGCAUCUGGGCGGUGGUGAUGUCCCUGCGGCUCCCCCUGCUGACCACCGACCUCCUCGUUCAGCAUGGCAACAAGUCCCUGUGUCGCAGCUUCAGCGCCUACAAUGUGACUCCCCUGGCAAUCAAGAUACACAACACAGUGUUCGUCGGGGAGUUCUUCCUGCCCCUGCUGCUCUUGCUAUUCUGCUCAGCCAGGAUUGCCUGCAUCUUGCGCCAACGGCAACUGGACAAGGGGCAGAAGGUGCAGCGGGCCAUCCGCGUGGUUGGGCUGAUCGUGGCUGUGUUUGUGCUGUGUUUCUUUCCCAGCAUCGCCACAGGCCUGAGUGCUCUCUUUAUCAAGAAGGUCAGACCCAGCGACUGUGAGUCUUACAACAAGGCUGCGCAGCUCUUCAGCCUGUCCAUUGGAUUUACCUACCUUAACAGUGCGCUGGAUCCGGUCAUCUACUGUUUUUCCAGUUCCAUGUUCCGAAACUCCCUCAAGAGUGCCAUCAAUAAGCUGGGCCUGGUGGAGAUGAGGCUGAGUCGACGGGGAAGCAUGACGAGCGAUGGGUGAAGAGCGAGGCACCCACCUUCUAAAAGGCCCUAUAAAGGAGAACAGGAGCAGAUUUCAUGGCUGUGAAUCGAAUGGAGACUAGACAUUGGAAUUUUACAGCUAUAAUUAACAAGCCAUAUUAUUUUAAUAUUUUUAUUUUACCUUUAUUUAACUAGGCAAGUCAGUUAAGAACAAAUUCUUAUUUUCAAUGACGUUCUAGGAACAGUGGGUUAACUGCCUUGUUCAGGGGCAGAACGACUGAUUUUUACCUUGUCAGCUAGGUCAUCCGAUCCGAUUCUGUAGCUAUGUGGGAUACAUACUUGAAAGGACUGAGUAUGUGUGUAUGUGUGUAUGUGAAACAAAGACAGGAAAAAGAAAUCCUUCAUUCUACUGAAUGGUUAUUAUUAUAACCGAAUGAUGUAGAGUGACAUUAUGUUUUUGUCUUGAUUUAGUAAUGUCUAUCAAAUGCACCAUUUUUACCAGAUGCAGUGUUUAGGGAUGUUUCAAAAUGUACAGAACGGGACCAGGAGGAGAAUGGGGGAGGGACAUGCUUUCUAUUUCAGUCGGGGAGGAUUUAGUAUUUUCUAAAUCAAGUCCAGGGGAGGGUCAUGCAAUUUGUAAUUGAUUACAUUUUAAUAUUUAUCAGUGUUCUAGAAUUAGUUGCUUAUUAUGCUAUACAAUGCCUUCAGAAAGUAUUCCCACCACUAGACUUUUUCCACAUUUUGUGUUAAAGCAAUUUACAUUUUUUAUGUCACUGCGAUUGUUUUGUUUUUUUACAAAUGAAUAAAGAACGCAAAGCUGAA
This is a messenger RNA of Salmo salar (Atlantic salmon), 2059 nucleotides long. RefSeq names its product hydroxycarboxylic acid receptor 1-3 (gene hcar1-3). Gene Ontology annotation, molecular function: G protein-coupled receptor activity. Gene Ontology annotation, cellular component: plasma membrane. Gene Ontology annotation, biological process: G protein-coupled receptor signaling pathway. The record is from RefSeq and is a predicted model, not a curated record. NCBI's taxonomy places the organism in Eukaryota, Metazoa, Chordata, Actinopteri, Salmoniformes, Salmonidae.